CCGCGCAAGGCCGUCGCUCAAGCACCCGCUCGUCACCUCGCCAAGUACAUCUUCCCUCGCCAGUUUGGCCUCCACAACGUCUUUACGAGCGAUAAGGCGCGCACGAGCUUCCAGAUCAUGCCCGACUACCUCGACCGCGAGGUCGAGAUCAAGAAGCUGGGCCCGGUCAAGACCCCUGAGCGCCUCAAGCCGGUCCUGCCGAUCCUCGACAAGCUCGCGACCCUGAGCGCGAGGUGCAACUACCGCAAGCUCCUCGACCGCCGGUGUCCGUCCAAGGUGCGCUCGCUUUUCGCCUCUUCUACAGCGCAGCACUGA
Molecule: messenger RNA, 315 nt
Organism: Rhodotorula graminis WP1
Lineage: Eukaryota; Fungi; Basidiomycota; Microbotryomycetes; Sporidiobolales; Sporidiobolaceae
Exons: 2
Source: RefSeq, a predicted model, not a curated record